This is a messenger RNA of Xiphophorus maculatus (southern platyfish), 2671 nucleotides long. It is a transcript of the gene mns1, whose product is annotated as meiosis specific nuclear structural 1. The transcript has 11 exons. The record is from RefSeq and is a predicted model, not a curated record. Gene Ontology annotation, biological process: cilium organization. Gene Ontology annotation, cellular component: motile cilium. Lineage: Eukaryota; Metazoa; Chordata; Actinopteri; Cyprinodontiformes; Poeciliidae. Bases 273 to 1736 code for a protein of 487 amino acids.
UACGUACCGCCCAACCGCUAAAGAAUGCAAACAGAUUCCAGCCAUAUUGAAGAGGGCACCUAAUACAUUUAACUGGAAGCAAGAAGUCGGAAAGAAUUCGCCCGUUUCCUGGACAACGAAAUGCUAAACAGCCGAAAGAAGGAAUGCAACUAGCUUAACUUCGGAAAGUUCACAGCAAGUUCACAGAUAAAACUCGUUUUAGUUACGGGUUUUCGUGUAGUCAAGUGGAAAAGAAGUUAGGAGACCUGGGACAUACAAAAAAAACUGCAAACAUGAGUCGUCACGGGAUGGCGAGGUACCACCAUUUACUGCAGGUGGAAAAUAACAGGAAAGAUGAGGUCAAGCGGCUAUACCGGGAAAAGGGGCUGAAGGCCGGUUUGAAUGUGGAGGAGACCGUCGACAGGAGGAGGCACAUACGGCAAAUGCAACAGCAGCUCAAGGAGCGGCAGAUAGAGGAGGCUCUAAUCAAGGCCGAGGAGGAAAGAAUAAACAGGGAAAAACAGCGGGAUCAGGAGGAGAGAAUAUCUAAAGAGUUGGCCCGCAUCGCCCACGAGAAGCAAAAAGAUGAGAAAAUGAGGCAGCAGGUUAGAGCAAACAGCCUGGAGAUCAGGGAGCUGGAGUCCAAGCUGCUGGCUGCGUAUGUGAGCAAGGAGAGAGAUGCUCAGCUGGCUGAGCGGGAAGCGAUGAGACGUCAGAACGCUCUGGUUCAGGCAGAGUUGGCUGAAGCAAUGAAGAAAGAACGUGAAGAAGCAGCCGCUGAGCUCCAGAAGCAGGAGGAGAAACACCAUCAGGAGAUGGCUCAGCACAAGAAAGAGCUGGAUGGGCAGGUCAUGGAGAGGGAGAUCAAGAAACAGGAGGCCUACGAGCAGUUCCUCAAGGAGAAGCUCAUGGUGGACGAGAUCAUCAGGAAAAUAUACGAGGAGGAUCAGAUGGAGAGACAGCUAAAGCUGGAGAAGGUCCAAGCCACCAAGCAGGAAAUUGAGGAGUUCAAACAGGAGCAGGCAAAAUGGAAGCGCCUGGAGAAGGAGAAGAUCGAGGCGGAAAACAGACGCAUCAUGGAGUUCAAGAAGCAGCAGCAGGAUGCGGAAGAGUCCAGAAAGAUUCGGAUGAAAGAACGGGAAGAAGCAAAGCAACAGAUCCAGAAAAUGAUGUGUGAGAAGAUGGAAAAGGACAAGAAGCAGCGUGAAGACUUCGAAAGCGUCCGUCAGGAGCUUUACUUGGCCGAACAAGAGGAGGCAGAGAGAAAGAAAGACAUUGAAGCGAUGGAAAAGAGGAUCAGGCAGAAGCUGAUGAUACAGCAGAGCUUCCAGGAGCACAAGGCCUUCAGAGAGAUACAGAAGCAGCGUCAGAAAAAGGAGGACCAGGCCUUCAGGGAGACCAUGAUGGCCAAGUUCGCUGAGGACGAUCGGAUCGAGCAGAUGAACGCCCGGAAGCGGCGCAUGAAGCAGCUGGAGCACAGACACGAGGUGGAGAGGCUGAUAGAGGACAAGAGACGACAGCGGGAGGCUGAAGAGGAACUGGAAGCUAGAGCCAGAGCAGCUGAGCAGCAAGAAGAGGCGGCGAUUAAACGGCUCAUAGAAGAAGAAAGGCUGAAGCUCCUGAAGCAACAUGCACUAAAACUCAUUGGAAACUUUCCCAAGGACUUUCUCCGUAAAGAUGACCUCGAACACUUCGACGAAGACUUCAGGAGGAAUUUUGAAACUCGUCUUGCUGAUGAACCUUUGAUGACAGGCUGAGGAGUUUCUCCUUCGCUUGGCCACUAGGGGGCGGUUUGAUGCUGCUGUAAAUGUGUUGUAGAUUGUUUUUUUUAUUUCUCUGCACAAAACACAUGUUUGUUCAAAUUGUUUAGAAGCUUACUUAUUAAAAUGUGCUUGCAGCAUUGUCUUUAAUUAAUUUCAUUUUGAUUUAUGAACUUACUGAACAUUUAUAGAUCUAUUUUGUUUUCAAACUUCAUCAAAUUGUCAAACUACAGAUUUUUUCCACACAGAUGAACUCCUUAAAUUAAACUACGUUAGCCUUUACUAGUUGAUAACGUCAACUAGUAAAGGCUUCUUUACUAGUUGCUUCUUCAAACCCUCAUUUUAUUUUCAGAAAGUCUUUUCAUCAGUCUAUACAUGAAGUUUUGGUUGUUGAUUUAUAAAAUAAUUGUGAAUUUAAGACCUGCAUCUAAUCUCUUGUAAUGCAAAUCAAAUGAGGUUUAUGCAUUAUUUCGUGCUCUGGCAUCAUAAAAUGGGAGUUUGGCUUGUUAACACUUCACCAAAACAAUAUAAAAAUAUUCAUAGAAGAGUGACGAUAGUUUGUAUUUACUGUACUAAGUCAAUAUUUUGAUGGUAAGUUUGUGCCAGCUUUAUGCAUCCAUGUGUUCGUUUUGGCAGCUCAACAUGAUUGCAGUGGAUUUUAUUUGAAGGGAAUUGAAGAAACGAUUUAACUCUAGAACCAUUUAUGAUGUGAAUUGUUUUUCAACUUCACAUUUAUGCUCCACUUUGAAUUUGUUCACCACAAAACAUUAAAGUUUGUAGUUGUGACGUGACAUGGAGCAUGAAUACAUUUACAAGGCGCUGUGUGUGUUAGUAGGGCUGGACAUUCAUCACAGCAGUUAAAGCUUUAAGAAUUUUGAUUUAUUGUUAUUACUUUCAGUUAUUGAUGAAAAAUAAAAAAACUGGAAUUAUAU